GCCGGUCCCAUCGCGCCCCGCGCACGGCGAUGCCGCCGUAGGGGCGGGCGCCUCCCGCGGCACCGGCACCGGCACCGGCGGGGCGGGGGCGUCCUGGGGCCAUGUCGGGGCACGACAGCGGCAUGUCGGGUCGCGACAGCGUGCAGAUCCCCGACGACCGGGACUUCGGGGCGUUCCGGGCGCAGUGCGAGUCGGAGCGCGGCUGGAGUCUCACCUACAGCAAGGGCGGGGUGGCGGUCUGGGUGCAGCUGCUGGAGCCCGAGCGCGCCCUCCACAAGAUCAAGUGCAGGAUGGAGUGCCGGGACGUGCCGGCGGAGACGCUCUACGACGUGCUGCACGACAUCGAGUACCGCAAGAAAUGGGACACCAACGUCAUCGAGACCUUCGACAUCGGCAGGCUGACGGCCAACUCUGACGUGGGCUACUACGCCUGGAGGUGUCCCAAGCCCCUGAAGAACCGGGACGUGGUCACGCUCCGCUCCUGGCUGCCCAUGGGCUCCGACUACAUCAUCAUGAACUACUCCGUCAAGCACCCUAAAUACCCCCCCCGCAAGGACAUGGUGCGAGCAGUCUCCAUCCAGACGGGAUACCUGAUCGAGGGCACGGGCGCCAAGAGCUGCACCAUCACCUACCUGGCGCAGGUGGACCCCAAAGGUUCUUUACCAAAGUGGGUGGUGAACAAAUCCUCCCAGUUCCUGGCCCCCAAGGCGAUGAAGAAGAUGUACAAGGCGUGCCUCAAGUACCCCGAGUGGAAGCAGAAGCACGACCCCCACUUCAAGCCCUGGCUGUUCCCCGAGCAGAGCCGGCUCCCGGCCCUGGCGCUCUCCGAGCUCUCCCUGCAGCAUGCAGAUUCCCUGGAAAACAUCGAUGAGAGCUCCCUGGCCGAGAGCAAGGAGGACCGUGGCGAGGGCAGCGACGAGGACAGCCUGACCUGAUCCCCCUGGAGGCUCCUCUCCUUGUUCCCCCAGUGAGGACAGCCUGACCUGCCCCCCCCUGGGGGCUCCUUUCCUUGUCCCCCCACUUCCAACACAGUCUGUGUCCCUGUCCCGCACGCCCGUGCACGUGCACCCCCACUCCGGGCUCGGGGGGACUCCCCACUGCUGGACCCCCGUCUGGGGAUAGUGGGGACACACUGGGCCCCCCCAGGGUGGGAAGUUGGGGGUUGUCUGGUCACUUCAAAGCCCUCGAGGGACACCAGUGUUGUCCCCAUGGGUGGCAAAGCCAAAGUGCCCUUCAGCUUUUGGGGGGGGGCAGAGGAAAAUGGGGGCCCUGUGCCUGCUCCCCAGCCCUGGGGACCCUCCCACUGCACUCCCCCUUGGCCCCCCAUCCCUGCUCCCUAUCUCUUUUAUGGCCCAACAGAACUGCCUUCAUCCCAUGGGACCCCCCACCCCCAGCAGACCCCCAGGGGCAGGGGAAUGGGGGUCUUGGGGAUCUGCCUGCACCCCCGGGCACACAGAGGGGUUUGGGGGUGCUCCUGGCACUUCCUGGCAUGCUGGGGAGGAGGGGCUUUGGGGUUUUGGGGCAUCUCCAAGCAUGUAGAGGGGGGGCUUCUAGGCUGCCGGCACCUCCAGCAUGUUGGAGGGGACAUUCGGGGUCUUACAGCACCUUCAGGAAUGCGGGGGGAUUGGGGAGCUCAUGGCACCUCCAGAUGUGCUGUGGGGAGUGCUCUGGGGGCUCCUGGGACCUCCGUGCAUGUUGUGGGGCCCUGGGGGGCUCCCGGCACGUCCCUGCGUGUUGGGGGGUCUCGUGGGCUCUCAGCAUCUUCAGGGUGGUUUGUUGGGGGCUUCGGGGUAAGCUGGCACCUCCAGGUGUGCUGAGUGUCUCUGGGGGCUCCCAGCAUCUUCAGGCAUGUUGGGAGGACUUGGGGGGGCUCCUGGCACCUCCAGAUGUUCUGGGGGUCUGUGGAGAAUCCUACUCCCCCCUCUUUCCAGGAUGGGAACCCCAAGCUCGGUGCCUGAACUCUUCCUCCACUGGAAUUCGAGGCCUUGACUGGGGGUUUGGGAGCUGGUCCUUGGCCAUGCUCCUGGCCCCCCCUUUUUCCGGGGGUGCACAGGGAGGAGGGAGAUUUUGUACCUUGUACUGGAGCUGAUUAUUUAGGAAUAAAACAGUUAAAUCCGGCACGGGGGGAACUCGA
Messenger RNA from Chiroxiphia lanceolata (lance-tailed manakin), 2134 nucleotides. RefSeq names its product StAR related lipid transfer domain containing 10 (gene STARD10). Gene Ontology annotation, molecular function: lipid binding. The coding region runs from base 102 to 935 and encodes 277 amino acids. The record is from RefSeq and is a predicted model, not a curated record. The transcript is spliced from 6 exons. NCBI's taxonomy places the organism in Eukaryota, Metazoa, Chordata, Aves, Passeriformes, Pipridae.